CCAUACUUUGCGCUUCAUGUGAUCCAAUGGUGUGACACUUGAGAUUUUGACUUAAAUAUAUGAGGACGAAGACUCCUCCAUAUCGUUCCUCCAAUAAACAAUACUCUGUAUUUACACCCUCCAUAAAUACAAUACUCCGUAUAACAUAUAGAAACAGAGGAAGAAGAAUUCGUCUGUCUAAUACUACGUAUAUAGUACUCCGAAGUAUAAAAAUAGCAAUUACUAAUGGAAGAAGGAAAGAAGUUCGCAGUUCUGCUGUGCGCGGAGGACUCGGAGUACGUGAAGCAGAAAUACGGCGGUUACUAUGGCGUUUUCCUGAGAAUGCUGGCCGAGGAAGGAGAAACGUGGAGUGUUUUCCGCGUGUCGAAAGGGGAGUUCCCGGCCGAUGACGAAAUCGGAGAGUUCGACGGAUACGUCAUCACCGGCAGCUGCGGCGAUGCGCACGGGAACGACGUCUGGAUCUGCAAUCUCCUCAGUCUCGUCACCAAGUUGGAUGCCAUGAAGAAGAAGGUUCUAGGCAUCUGCUUCGGUCAUCAGAUAUUGGGGCGAGCACUCGGAGGAAAGACCGGACGAGCAACGGCGGGAUGGGACAUCGGCGUGACGGCCAUUCAUAUUUCGUCAUCCUCUGAUCUCUGUAACUCUCUCAAAUUGCCUGCUUUCCUUGAUGUUAUUGAGUGCCACCGAGAUGAGACAGAUAAAAGAACUUCCUGUGAAGGCUGAGAUCAUCGGAUGGUCAAACAAGACCGGAAUAGAAAUGUUUAGAUAUGGAGAUCACAUAAUGGGAAUACAAGGUCACCCCGAGUACACCAAGGGCAUAAUCUUGAACCUCGUUGACCGUCUACUCCAACACAAUCUUAUUGGAAAUGAUAUGGCCAUUACUGCCAAGGCAAAGCUGGAAGAAGCACAUGAUGAACCAAACAGGGAGGCAUGGAAGAAGUUGUGCACAAGCUUUCUCAAGGGUAGGUUGUGACAUUCAUUAUUAUGGUACGGAUUCUAAAUAAUUUUCAAUUAAGUGUGUUAUUUGAUGAAAGUCAAUUGUAAAUAGAAGACACCAUUCAUGAUUGUUGUCAUUUUCUCGACUAUGGAUACUAUAUGAAUUACUACUAUUUUUUGUCUUCAAUUAUAUGGUUAGGUGUAGGGGG
This is a messenger RNA of Cuscuta europaea, 1142 nucleotides long. The record is from the annotation of a GenBank genome assembly. NCBI's taxonomy places the organism in Eukaryota, Viridiplantae, Streptophyta, Magnoliopsida, Solanales, Convolvulaceae.